GCGGUGCAUUGUGGGAGCGGCGUUCUAAGAUGGCGGCGGACGCCGCUGCCCUCAACUGGAGGCGAGUGUCUUCCUUCACGGGGCCGGUGCCUCGAUCCCGCCACGGGCACCGCGCCGCCGCCAUCCGCGAGCUGGUCAUCAUCUUCGGAGGCGGGAACGAGGGCAUCGCAGACGAGCUCCACGUCUACAACACCGCUACAAACCAGUGGUUUCUUCCUGCUGUUAGAGGCGAUAUUCCGCCAGGCUGUGCAGCCCAUGGAUUUGUUUGUGAUGGUACCAGAAUACUGGUAUUCGGAGGAAUGGUUGAAUAUGGAAGAUACAGUAAUGAUUUAUAUGAAUUACAGGCAAGUCGAUGGCUGUGGAAGAAAAUGAAACCCCAACAUCCAUCAACAGGCUUGCCACCUUGUCCUCGCCUCGGCCACAGCUUUUCUUUGUAUGGUAACAAGUGUUACUUAUUUGGAGGACUAGCAAAUGAGAGUGAAGACUCUAAUAACAAUAUUCCCAGGUAUUUAAAUGAUUUUUAUGAGUUGGAGCUACAGCAUGGUUCAGGAAUCACAGGCUGGAAUAUUCCAGUAACCAAAGGUGUUCUGCCUUCACCCAGAGAAUCUCAUACAGCCGUUAUAUACUGUAGGAAAGACUCUGGAAAUGCAAAGAUGUUUAUCUUUGGAGGGAUGUCUGGCUGUCGACUUAAUGACCUUUGGGAGCUUGACAUUGAAUCAAUGACUUGGUCGAAAUUAGAAUCUAAAGGGACAGUGCCACUUCCUCGUAGUCUCCAUACAGCCAAUGUAAUAGGAAACAAAAUGUAUGUUUUUGGUGGAUGGGUUCCACAGAACAUAGAUGAAAACUUAUCUUCUCAAGAUGGAGAAUGGAAAUGUACUGGCUCGUUUUCUUACUUAAACUUAGAUACUAUGGAAUGGAUAGGUCUAAUCUCAGAUUGUCAGGAAGACAAAAAUAACUUGUUGCCUGGCCCAAGAGCUGGUCAUUGUGCUGUUGUAGUUGGAACUCGUUUGUAUGUAUGGAGUGGCAGAGAUGGCUACCGGAAAGCUUGGAACAAUCAAGUUUGUUGCAAAGAUCUUUGGUAUCUCGAUACAGAGAAACCACCAGCACCCUCAGCGGUACAGCUAAUCCGAGCAACUACUAAUUCAUUUCAAGUUAAGUGGGAUGAAGUACCUACUGUGGAAGGGUAUCUUCUUCAGUUGAAUUUGGAUGUUCCAACACCUGUGGCUGAAAUGCCCAUUACUGUGGUUCCUGAGGCAUCUUCAGGAAUCAAGUUGGAUCUUCACAGCCAAACUCUCAAUAAAGCUCCGAACAAUGUACAAGUUUCUAUUUCUGAGACUAAAGGAAAGGUUUUGGAACCUGACAAUGCAAAGAAAAACCAUUCCAUUUCCAAAGAGCCUGGUGCCUCUUUACGUUUACCUGGUAGCACUUUAGUAAAUGUGACUGAAUUACUUGACUUUGACUCAAGAUCUCAAAAACUGGACACUUCCGUAUCCGGUAUUGCCUCUACUGCACAAAAUGUGGCAUCCCAGCAGGCUGUUAAAACUGAGUCAUCAAGUACAAAUGGGGCAGCUUUAAAAGAUGAAACUUCAUUAACAGCAGCCACGUCAAAACCUGAAGCUAAAGAGCCAACUAUGUCCUCAACUAGAGACACUUCUAUUAGUUCAGCUCUACAAUUGCCUAAAACAUCGCCGCCCAAACAGAAUGCAAGGUUGAGAAUGCAAGAACGAAGGUGGCAUGAUGUUGGUAUUUUUCAAAGCAACAAUGGUUUAGUGAACCAAUUUUAUUUACUAACAGAAGAAAAGGCCUUUAUUUCUGGCAAGGGAGACAAUGUAGAUGUUCCCAAUGACACUUUACUUAAGAAACAGGAUCUUACUCCUGGCACCUUAUACAGGUUCAGAGUUGCUGCAAUCAAUGGCUGUGGUGUAGGGCCAUUCAGUAAAGUCAGUGAAUUCAAAACCUGCAUCCCUGGAUUUCCUGGCGCGCCUUCCAUUGUCAAAAUUAGCAAGAGUGCUGAUUGUAUUCACCUUUCAUGGGAGCCUCCUGUUUCGCCUUCAGGAAAUAUCUUGGAAUAUUCCGCCUACUUGGCUAUAAGAACCACCCAGCUCCAUGAGAAUCCUAGUCAGCUUAUGUUUAUGAAAAUCUAUUGUGGCCUUAAGACCUCAUGUACAGUGACUGCUGCGCAGCUUGCAAAUGCCCAUGUUGAUCACACAUCCAAACCUGCCAUUGUGUUCCGGAUCUCAGCCAAGAACGAGAGGGGAUAUGGACCAGCCACACAAGUUCGGUGGCUUCAAGAAACGAAAACAUCAGGUUCAAAAUAGAAGCAUCAUGUUGUUACAGCAAGUUGUGGAGUAGCAAUUAGAAUUCACGAAAAUCUUCCAAACAUUUCGUUUUACAAUGUCUUAACUUCACAGCAUCAGUGCCAUACAGGUGUGCAGAACUGGACCCAUAGUGACUGUAUUUUUAUACUAUUUUAUCCAGUGUGGUCUCAGAGUGGAGUCCUUGGCUCAUAUCAAGAGGGUUACAUGUGUAUUUGAAUUUUUGGAGAGUCUUCCUUUAAGCUACCAACUUAUGUACCCCUCCCAGCCACCAACACAUUAGCUUCCAGCUUAUAGCAGUGUGCCAUAGCUCAGUGAGCAAAUGCUUGGCAUAUAAAGGUCCAGGGUUCAAUCCCUGGCGCAUCUUCAGUUACAACUUGAAAAGACCCUGGAUGGAAUUUUGAAGGGUCACUGUCGGUCGGAACAGACAACACUGAGCUAGAUUAUGUUUUAGCUCACUAUGUUCAUAGAUGUAAAUGUUCAGUUGAAUUUUUAAACUUCACUAUUUUUUUUAAAAAAAGGAAGACUGAUUUAGCAUGAAAAGUAUUAGAAGAAGAUGGAUGGGGUAGGAACGACAGGUAUGAACUUGUGCUAAUUUUCUCCUUAAACAGCUCUCAAUGCAAACUGACAAGUUUCAAAUCUAAUUGAACAGCUGCUUGAGGAUCUGUUGGAAGAAAGAGUUCCCAAGAAUGUUUGUCCCAGUAAUUGCCUAUUUAUAUUUUCUGUUGGUAGUUCUGAUCAUAAUUUACAAUUGUAUGUGUUUCAGCUACAUGUGAUUUGUCUCUCUUCCUUCCACACCCAAUUGUUAGGGUGUUGCGUCUAAUAUACAGCUUGCCACCAGGAUAUGCAUUCCAAAUCUCCCAUACCAGCAAAGUAGUGGUGGGGGAAAACAGGAAGCGUUUGUGUGUGUAUUUACAUAAGUAUAUAUUGAUAAAUCUGGCAAGGUGUAUUGACAUAUAUAAUUCUUGGAGUACUGCUGUUUCCUUUUUAAAAAACUGUUUUCAAAUUUACCGGUGGGAGUGAUAUGCAGCAAGUGAAAACAAUUAUAAGGGCAAACUCUCUGCAUAACUCAGCAUUGGUUUCUGCACUGACCCUGUGCUUUUCAGCACUGCUUAUUUUACCCAGACAGGAACUAAAGAAUGAUGCUUACUUACAAUGAUGGUUAGCUAAGGGAUGAGCAACUUCUUUCACAAAAAGGGCUGCAUUUAAUCACUGUUUUGGACACCAGGUUCAGCCUGUUAUGUCUCUCCUUUUUAGACACCAGUCCUGCAAGCACUGAGUUGAGAAUAGGUUCCCUUGAAUUUGAUGGGAAUUGCUUCUGAGUAGACAUGCACAGGAUCAUUCAACCAGGGUCUUUCUAGGUGGAAUGCAUGCAACCUGCCUUGUUAGAUAGCAAGCUGUUCAACAAUGGAAUGUGCUACCUUGGAGUAUGGUGGAGUCACUUUCUCUGUAGGUUUUCAAAUAGGGCGGAUGGUCAUCUGCCAGGAGUACUUUGAUUGGGUGCUCCUGCAUGGCAGAAUGGGGUUGGACUGGAUGGCCCUUGGGAUCUCUUCCAAUUAUGUGAUUCUGACUCUUAGUCCCCAUAGACUGAGCCCACAUGGCCAGUGGUAACUGAUGGUGGUAGUUGUGGUCCAGCACUGAGGGUCACAUGCUUUCCAUCCCUGCUGUUGACUUAGCUAUACAGCACAGCUGAAGUCCUCAUAUUUUACAAUGGAGAUAAUGUGAUACCAGAGGCAAGUCUUCCAACAAACUCUUAACCAGAUAUCACAUGAGAAAUAGGUGCAAGGUGUACCAAAUGCAGACUGAAAAAUCAUAAAUGUAUAGAAAUUGCUCAUCCCUGUCUUGAUCUAUAUGUAGGUUUGUCAGUGUUUUUUCUGGCUUAUAUUUCAUAUUCAUGCUACAUUUUGUGAGGUGAAUAUUUUCAUUUAUAGUAACUUAAAAUGUAUAGAAUAUUUUAAUAUAUUCCUUUUUGUAAAGAUUUUUCUAGUGUUUGUAAACACAUAAUCUUUGAAAGUAUCCCAAUGAUAUGCAACUUGUAAGUCACUCCUGUUCUGAAAAGCAAAGUCAGUGUGAAUGCACUACUAUUACUAUUUCUUAUGGGCAUAGAAAUACUAAAUCUGUAGAUAUUUUGAAUGUUUACAACAGUUUUUAUACGUUAAAGUCCUCCAUAAUAAGUGCUUCGUUUGGGAAAAAAGGAAAAGAAAACUGUAUGCUUUGUUUCAGCAUAUUCAUGCUAUUUUGCACUAAAUGUGAAUUUAACUUUUGUAACAUCUUUGUGUUACUUCCAGAAAAAAAUUUUAGUGUAAAAGUUAAAAGCAAAUUUGCACAUAUUUGCAUGUUUCUGUGGCAUACAUUUUCAUUUCCAUUAGUUUUCUCUGUGGCCUUUUUUUUGGCCUUAUGUUCAUAUCCUAAUAAUGAGAUUUAAUGUUAAUCAUGUUAUCACUAAUGUGCCAGCUUCAACCCCCUUCACAUUUUUCCUGCAUGGAUGUAGGAUCAAAACCAUUUGCAUACACCGAAAUAGAUGCUUGGAUGGUGUUGACAAAUGGCAUUGUAAAUCUUUAUCCUACACCUUUUGUAGCAAAAAGUGUUCUGUGGGAAGCAGCUCUUGAAUAGGAAUGUUAAUCUGUUCCUAACCACACAAGUGUACUAACUAAAGGCAUUUGAAUGCCCUUGUAGAGAUAGUUGUUGACCAAAUUAUAGCGUAAAAUAUCUGAAUUAUGCCAGUACAUUAGAUUAAUAUAGCAUAAAGGGACAAUCCAUUGGGAACACCGUGUUACGAAUGGCAGCACUACUUACAUUCAUUUGAGUGAGCAAAGGUUCUUGUGGACUUUUACCCUUUCGUAUCAAAAUGAGAUUUGCAAAAGGUGUUUUAUUUUGAAACCUGGUUAGAUGCAUAUGUGCAAUAAACUGACUAUUUUGCACUUCGAUUUUCCCCUUAAGGCCUAAUCAGUUAAGAUGGGAAUUACUUGAUCUACACGAUCAUUUAAAAGUGGAUUAUGGUAAUGCUAGUGUUUUACAAUCAUUUCUUUGUACCUGCAGAAUUUCUUUGGGGAAGGCCACUUGUAGUCCCAUUUAUCAGACCAGGGGAAGCUAUGCUGAGAAAAAGUGACUUGCUGAAAGUCACACAGUUAAGGUCUAUUUUUUAAAAAUGUACGACUUCAGAAUAAGGUACUCCAACUGCAUCCUCAGAACUGAUUAAUAUAGUGAGAAAGAAAUACUUAAUCAUAUGACCAUGAAGUGAUCCAGUGUAUCAGAACAUAGUUUUUGUGGCCAGCAUUGCAUAUCCUACAGCACUCUAAUGCCAUGAAAAAAAGAGUAGGAAAUGUCUAUAGCUUUUAGGUAGUACUUUUUAUUGGAUAUUCCUUAAAAGUGUGUGUUAUUUUUGUGCAUAGAAGAGGCUUAAGCUAUAAUUCGGUGAAUUUUUAGUAUCAACCUCCAAAUGGCAAACUGUUAUUAUCAUUGUCAGCUCAGUGAAGUAGGUUAUGCAGCAUUUCACUUCGCGUAUUAACUUUUUCUGAGAUGAAUUUUCUACAUCCUGUUGGAAAAGGAGUGUUAUUUAUACAGUUGUCCUUUCCUGUUCGCUGUUUUGACUUUUGCAGAUUUGGUCAUUAUUUGCGAUUUUUCACUUCCACGGGGGUCUUAUGCUCCUAACACCAGUGAAUGUGGGGUGCUGGCUAUGUUGCCUAAUGACAACUGGCACCCUGUUAAUGACAGAUGCAUAUAUAAAAUUUCGUAUUUGGGGCAGAGAGCUGUUUGUUCACCUUCAUGCUCCCAUCAAAAACCUCCCAUACCUGGCACGAGUUAAGUCCUGUAAUGGGCUGCUGUUGCUGCUACUCCUUCAUGUCAGAAGGAAUGAGGCAGAGGAGGGAAGGCAAUUUAGACCAAGAAGAUUCAGUUGCUUGAGAUCCUGGGGGAAAUGGAAAAAAAAGGGUGCACUCUUGCCCUCAUUUCUUCUCCCACUAGUGGGGAUCAACAGCUUCUGUAUGUCUUGCCAUGUUAAGCCGCCCUGAGUCCCCUUUGGGGUGAGAAGGUGGGGUAAAAGUAUAGUAAAUAAAUAAAUAAAUGUCUGAAUUGCCUACCCCUCUCCACAAUAAGUGACAGCUGCAGAGUUCCACGGUGGGGGUUAUUAACUACUGGGUAGCAUAGGACAUAAAACUACAUAUGCAGAGCUAUACACACACACACAAGAUCCCAGCCAAGGUGUCUAGCCUUUGGUUCACUGACAUUGUGCACAGACUGGACUUAUUAACUGUUUGUUUGAUAAAUACCCUUUCUUAUUUGUGCAUUUUCCGGGCUGUAUGGCCAUGUUCCAGAAGCAUUCUCUCCUGACGUUUCAUUCCUUUUCUAAUGGAUUUGUGCAACAUUCGUGCCAGAAAAAGCUUAAGCUUCAGAUAAUUCUUAGCAAUUAAAAUCACAUAAGCUAUAAAUCCGAGUUGGGCAAAGUACUGCUGAACAGCAUCUUCCAGCUGCCCUUCCAACAUAGCCAUUGGUGAGGGAUGCUAGGACAAGAUUUGGAUGAUCACAAAAUCCCCACUUCUGCUUUCCACAAAUACAAGCUACCUUUUGAUAUUCCUUGCAUUGGUUGUGGCUGGCUGAGGCACUUCGAUAUGGUAGGAAGACAACCAGUUGAGGAAGACUGCCUUAGAUUGUUCUUAACCAGUACUGUGAAAUACAAAUUUUGGAAAAUUUCUACAGUUGUAGCCUUUAAAGAUGGAGGCUUGCCUAAGAUUGUACCAGGCCUAAGAUGGCCAGGAAUGUGUCGUUUCUUCCUUUACUUGUCACAGACAAGCAGUGUGCUUCCUUCCACUAUGGUCUUUCGAUACACUACUUCCAACUCUGGAUUAGAUCCAGAUCUGCCAAUGACCAUGGAGUGAAAAGAUAUACCUUUAUAAAUAUGGGAAGACUCAAAAAGAGUUGUGAAAUUUUACAACCCUUUUUGAUAGAGGGGCAUGCCGUGACAGGAUGUGAGAAUUUUGUUGUGUGGCUAUUCAGUUACUAAUAACUUUUGAUUGUAGAUACAGUACUUAACAAUAUGAUCUGUUGAAUACAUCUGUGAGUAUUUUGCACUUUGAGUUCAUGUAUUUCUGCACUUGUUUUUAAAAGGAUUAUCAUGACUACCAAAGGUAAAUUUACAGUGGUGUUAAUCUAGACAUGAUUUUCAGUGUAAGUGUAUUCUUAGCCAUAGGCUAUUAUAUAAUUUGUCACAUGUCUAGUUUCCCCCAUAGUCAACAUAUUAAUACCAUGCAUAAUGGUUCUCUGUAGUAGCCCGUCCCCCGUUUUUAUACUGUAUAACUAUUUUUGUGGCCUGUUUCUCUCAAUAGCACUUAAAAUGUAUAAAUCUCAAUUUAGAGUUUAUAUUUGAAGCCUAUUUUAGUCUCUAAUCAUUAUACUUGGCUAUCAGACCCACUGUAACUUUACUUAAAAUAUAAAUCUGACUGUUUGAGAAACUAAUAAAAGCUCUUUUUAUUUGCUUUUGUAAAAUAUGUGUGUAACAUCUUGUAUACAUCUGAAUCCAUCAUGUAGUAAUGUCAAGGAAUAAUAGACUUAGUAUGAAAGUUAUAAAUAGAAGUUCAUGCUAUUUAUGACAUACUGCAUCACUUCCACUUAAAAGUGUUUUGUGACUGAGUAUCCAGCUAUAUGAACAAGAAACUGGCCUAAUUCAGAUUAUAUUACAUCUUGAAAGCCAAUGUGAAAUACCUUUGCCUUGCUCAGUGAUUGUGCUCAUACCUUUGUGAUCUAAGCAUUCCAGGAAGCCAGUACUUAAUUACCAUGUCCUGUUUCAGGAAGCAGUUGCCUAUAUCCAAUUUUUAUUCCCAAAUAAAGUAGGCUCAUUCAAUUAAUGGCAUCUUGAAUUGUAGUGAUUCACCAAGUCCACAUUCGUUAGGAUUAACAUUUGGAAAUAGACACAUGGUUAGGAAAAGUGAAUCUAGCUAUGCUUUGCAUUUGUUUUAAUAUGAAUUGGAACUUUCCUGGUCUGAUUAUUGGGGCAGUAAAGUGGAGAAGGCUAUUUCACAUCUUGGCUUAUUAAGAUGGGGUAUAAUAAUCUGAACAGCCAUUUUAAUGUAUAAUUUAUAGCAAUAUUUGAGCAUAAUUUUGAAGUAGAGCACAUUGGUAAGCCAUUGACUUUACAAAAACUGGAACGUGGGGAUAAGUAAAGCCAGAUCAUGAUUGUCUUAUGGCCUUUGGCUGCCAUGUUCUGACAGAAAUCCAAUAUUUUGUACAAGAAAAGCAGCAUUGUUUGUAAUAAUAAAGUGAUUUGUCCUAA
Anolis carolinensis (green anole) is the source of this 8580-nucleotide messenger RNA. RefSeq names its product host cell factor C2 (gene hcfc2). The transcript has 16 exons. The coding region runs from base 30 to 2318 and encodes 762 amino acids. Gene Ontology annotation, biological process: regulation of DNA-templated transcription; chromatin remodeling. NCBI's taxonomy places the organism in Eukaryota, Metazoa, Chordata, Lepidosauria, Squamata, Anolidae. The record is from RefSeq and is a predicted model, not a curated record. Gene Ontology annotation, molecular function: transcription coactivator activity; protein binding. Gene Ontology annotation, cellular component: histone methyltransferase complex.